GAUUUUCCAUGGCCCUCCAUUCAUUCCAUUACUUUUCAGGGCAGGAAGUUUGACAUUCGUGCUGACUGUUUUUUUGAGAAAAAGCUGGUGCUUUAUAGUCUGUCCGUCCUUCAUGCCAAAAACCUGCUGCAGCACAUAAGCAACAGUCACCGACUGCAUCUCAACACAAAGCCCUUGGUCAUGAAGCUCAAGGAAAAAAACGGUAGACACAGAGAGAUGUACAUCACAGAUGGAGCUGAUCUGGUCUUUGAGGACAGUGAUGAUGAUGAGCUUCCACCAAUGAAGUUCCUCUUAGACAACAUCCAGAAGCAAACCACUGGCACCACUGACUGUAGAACUGUCAUGGGUAGUGAUGCUUCAAAUGGCGCUUGCUGUUUAGAGAUGAGUGUUGAUGAGCCUGAAGAAAUGUUGGUAGAUGAUCCUGAAGAUGUUCUGCGUUUAAUUGAGCUGGUGGAGGGUGUAUCUGUGGAUGGUCCUUUAUUGUUGCCAAUUUCUCACUGGGAAGGUGAAACAAAUCAAAUCAGUUAAUUUCCACUACUCUCCACCCUGCUAGAAAAACCGCUUGAAGCAUCUCUAUCUCCAUUGUGGGUGUUAACCUGGAAGUGACAAGCAACCACAAGCCAUGGAGGCUUUAGAAUGUGCAUUUGUACUUUGAAUGAACUAACUUUUUUUCACAUUAUGUCCCUAAAUAUGCAACAUAUAAAUGAACAGAAAUUGUUUGCAAAGCAUGCUGAAGUUAUUUUUACAUGCGAAGACACCAUAUAAUGUUUUUUUGUCGAACUUUGAUCUUUACCAAAAAACCUACGGAAACCACUGUGUACAAACAUAAGUAUUGUGAAAUAUGUGGUGGAAAAAUGCCACAUAAUAGACCGUGAGGACAUGGAAAUGAUGACAUGCUAACUUUGGACAUUAUUUGACAUAUUGUGCCAUGCUGUCAUGGUUUAAAAUUCUGAGUCAUCAGUAAUA
Molecule: messenger RNA, 966 nt
Organism: Carassius carassius (crucian carp)
Lineage: Eukaryota; Metazoa; Chordata; Actinopteri; Cypriniformes; Cyprinidae
Exons: 5
Coding region: 181-528 (115 amino acids)
Source: RefSeq, a predicted model, not a curated record